CACAGCGCUACUGUGCGCUACAUCCGGGCUCUUCCCAGGGGUGUCACAAGCCUGCGAAGAUGGCGGCGGCAGGGAGGACUACACUAUUAUCUGCUAACACUAAUGUUCAUAACAGUACAACAGAGAACCAGAAUACGGACGAGGAGGAUGGACAGAAUCUCUGGUCGUCUAUAUUGAGUGAAGUAUCAACGCAUUCACGGUCUAAACUGCCAUCCGGGAAGAAUGUGGUGGUUAUGGGUGAGGUGGGUUCUGGUAAGACCACGUUGGUGGCGAAAAUGCAAGGAGUGGAAGAGUAUAUGCGGGGGCGUGGCUUAGAAUAUCUAUACUUCAGCGUUCACGAUGAAGACAUUGACGACCACACGCGCUGUAACGCCUGGGUGCUGGACGGCGACCUGUACCACAAAGGCCUGCAGAAGUUCGUGCUGUCUGCGGAGAGCCUGCCCCACUCCGUGGUGCUGCUGGUGGUGGACCUGUCUCGGCCGUGGCUCGCCCUCGACUCCCUGCAGAAGUGGGCCAGCGUGCUGAGGGAACACAUCGACAAGCUCCGAGUCCCGCCAGAGACCAUGAGAGAGCUGGAGCACAGAUUGGUGAAGCAGUUUCAGGAGUACGCGGAACCAGGAAGUUCCUUAGAAGCAGUAACACAGCGCCGAAACCCAGACCAAGAGGAGGAGAGUGUCUUACUACCGCUGGGGGAAAACACACUAACACACAACCUGGGGCUGCCCAUAGUGGUGGUCUGCACUAAGGGUGACGCCAUCAGUACCCUGGAGAAGGAGCACGACUACAGAGACGAGCAUCUCGACUUCAUUCAGUCACACGUCAGGCGCUUCUGUCUGCAGUACGGGGCGUCUCUCCUCUACACGUCCAUGAAGGAGAGUAAGAACCUGGACGUCCUCUACAAGUACCUGGUGCACCGCCUCUACGGCUUCCCCUUCAACAUGGCCGCCCAGGUGGUGGAGAGGGACGCCGUCUUCAUUCCAGCAGGGUGGGACAACGAGAAGAAGAUCUCCAUCCUGCACGAGAACUUCCAGACGCUGAAAGUAGACGACGUGUUUGAGGAGGCCAUCGUGAAGCCACCCGUGAGAAAGUUCGUCCACGAGAAGGAGGUUUUGGCUGAAGACGACCAGGUGUUUCUGGUGAAACUACAGUCCCUGAUGGCAAAGCAACCACCUGUCACAGCUGGCAGACCAGUGGACCCGACCAACAGAGCCCCCUCUGGCUCACCACGGACCACUAACCGUUCUACGGCGGCUAACGUGGCUAACGUCAUGCCCAUGCAAUCAGGUACAAAGAAGAUCGAUCCCAACAUGAAAGGGGGCCAGACCAGUGAGGGGGUGCUGGCUAACUUCUUUAACAGUCUGCUCACUAAGAAGGCGGGUGCACCUGGACCAGGUGGGCAACCAGCCACAGGCAGCAGUACACCUGGCACAGUCAGGAAGUCAGGUUCUAAGCUGGGACUGACAGAUGUACAGGCUGAACUAGAUCGGAUCUCCAGCAAAUCAGAACUGGACUCAGCCAACUCCGACACGCCCCCUGCAGAAAACGACCAAUCAUGAGAAGGGGGCAGGGAUACACCCAUCAUGCUCCGCCUCCUGCUUCACUGCUCUCCACUCACCCUUACCUGUCCCUCCCCUUGCCCCUCCCCCACUCAAGCCCCUCCCCCUUACACACCUGCGCUUGUGCUUUCAGACAACUAACAGCUGCAUGCUGUAAGAAGGGCCUCUCUCUACCACACACACUAUAUACACACACACACUACAAACACACACAUCCACACACAUAUACUAUCCACACACACACACACACACACACACACACACCCAUAUACACACACACACACACACAUAUAUACACACACACUUUCUUUGUGGCCUGUUAGUUUCUCUAUGUGUAAUUGACUUGAGAGGAGAGGGCAUGCUUGGGUGCUGGAGCAGCAGAGGAGUAGAUAGACCUUCUCAUGUGUAGAGUGUAGAUCUCCAGAGUUAGUUACUCAUCUCAUCUUCUCUGCUUCGUGAAGCGUGCAGGGGGGCAAGGAUGGGGGGGUGGUGCAGUCCCACCCAAGAACAUUUAUAAAAAAAGGGAAUUUGGCCUCAGAAUCCACAGGGAGGAGGGGAUCAUUGUAAAACCCCUGCAGUGUGUGUGUGAGAGAGAGAGAUCGUGUGUGUGUGUGUCACAGUUGAUAAUGUAGAACUGCACACACACACACACACACACACACACACACACACACACGUUGUGUCACUCCUAUAUACAGUCAUUUGGGUUCUUUCUCAUUUUUUUUUCAUAUGAAUGCCACUGGUGAUGAGUUCAGACAGAAAUUGUUUUCAGCUCGAACUUCUUGCUUUUUCUAAUUUAUGUGUUGUAGUCAGUAUUCUAAAGCAGUGUUUCUGGGGACAGGUCAAAGGUUAAAGGUCAGACGUGGCAGGAAGUUGCAUCGCACAGGGGAGGAAAUGAAUCUGAUGGAGGCGUUCGUGUUUAAAAAUAAAAAAAAAUAAAAAAUAUUCCUAUUUUCUCGUUGAGCCCCCUGGACGGUUAUGCACGUGAAGAGGUCAUCACAGGGAGCUGUGAAAUCGCCCAACCUGCCCCUGUCUGUGAUUCUCCCCUGUUGCACAGGUCAAGGGUUGAAGGUCAAAGGUCGACGGUCAUGUUAGGUGAAAAGAAGUGAAAGGAACAGUGUUGAAACCGGUUCUAGGUGGGCUUCAGAGAGCCUCUAACUAACACACACACACACCACGCGGUCGUCAGGGUGAACUGUUAAGAUCUAGUGCCCAUCUGUUAAGAUCUAGUGCCCAUCUGUUAAGAUCACGUUAAGAUCUAGUGCCCAGUAUCUGCAGAUCUGGGCGAGCUGUAGUCUAGAAACAAUGGCUAGUCUGCUGUUCUUCACACACAGUCACCCAGACGGCAUCGACUCUGACACUGUAAUAACGUGUGUGUGUGUGUGUGUGUGUGUGUGUGUGCGCUUGCACCUGCGUGCACCUGCGUGAGUGCGCGUUCGUGCGCCUGCGUUAGUGUAUAUGUGUUUGAGUGUGUCUGCAUAUGUGAGUGAGUGUGUGUGUGUGUGUGUGUGUGUGUGUGAGGGGGAGAGUAGACAUGUACAGAUAAUGUUACAGUAAAUGCUAGACAUUAGUUGCAAAAGUGGUGAGGUGGAGGGGGGUGCAGUCAUGUGUCACUCCUGGAGAAUGUACAGUCAUCAUUGUCAAACUUGAAGAAAACAAAAAGAACAAAAAAAAAAAACUGAAAACACGGCCCUGUAAUUUCUCACUCUGUAGUGAUGUUUGUAUGGAUCAGGUUUGUUGUCAUUCAAUUAAAGGUGUAUUUAUUGGAAGAAAA
This is a messenger RNA of Clupea harengus (Atlantic herring), 3330 nucleotides long. RefSeq names its product dynein, cytoplasmic 1, light intermediate chain 1 (gene dync1li1). Gene Ontology annotation, biological process: microtubule cytoskeleton organization; microtubule-based movement. Gene Ontology annotation, molecular function: dynein heavy chain binding. Lineage: Eukaryota; Metazoa; Chordata; Actinopteri; Clupeiformes; Clupeidae. The record is from RefSeq and is a predicted model, not a curated record. Gene Ontology annotation, cellular component: cytoplasmic dynein complex; centrosome.